AUGAGGUUUAGAACAAGGAACCCUUUUUCUCUGCCUUCUGGCAGCUCCUGGCCUCCUACCUUUCCCUCCCCCUCCUCCUAUUUCUGCAGCACCUUGGGUAGGGCCUGUAUAACUGGUUCCUAUACCAUUCUCAGUGCCUCUGGUGCCGUUGGCUCCUCCUCCUCCCCUCGCUGCCAUGGAGUGAAGAGCACCCCCGGACUUAACACCACCCACUUCAGAUUGCCCCACGGUGCCCCAGGACUCCUCGGGCCAGGUAUCUGUCUGAUGGCUUUUAUGAAAAAAUAUCUCCCCCCCAUUCUGGGGUUCUUCUUGGCCUACUACUACUAUUCCGCAAAUGAGGAAUUCAGACCAGAGAUGCUCCAAGGAAAGAGAGUGAUUGUCACAGGGGCCAGCAAGGGGAUUGGAGAACAGAUGGCCUAUCAUCUGGCAAAGAUGGGCGCCCAUGUGGUGGUGACAGCGAGGUCUAAAGAAACGCUAAAGAAGGUGGUAUCCCACUGUCUGGAGCUUGGAGCAGCCUCAGCACACUACAUUGCUGGCUCCAUGGAGAACAUGACCUUUGCAGAGCAAUUUGUUGCCCAAGCUGGAAAGCUCAUGGGGGGACUAGACAUGCUUAUUCUCAACCACAUCACCAACACUUCUAUGAAUCUAUUUAGUGGUGAUAUCCACCUCGUGCGCAGAAGCAUGGAAGUCAACUUCCUCAGUUACGUGGUCCUGAGUGUUGCUGCUUUGCCCAUGCUGAAGCAGAGCAAUGGAAGCAUUGUGGUCGUCUCCUCGAAGGCUGGGAAAAUGGCUAGCCCACUUGUUGCGCCCUAUUCUGCAAGCAAGUUUGCUCUGGAUGGGUUUUUCUCCUCUGUCAGGAUGGAACAUUCAGUGACCAAGGUCAAUGUGUCGAUCACACUCUGUAUCCUCGGCCUCAUAAACACAGACACAGCCAUGAAGGCCGUUUCGGGGAUCAUCAACAUUGAUGCAUCUCCAAAGGAAGAAUGUGCCCUGGAAAUCAUCAAAGGGGGAGCUCUGCGUCAAGAGGAAGUGUACUAUGACAACUCAGUCUGGACAGAUUUCCUGCUGGGAAAUCCAGGGAGGAAGAUCCUGGAAUUCUUGUCCUUAAGAAGUUAUAGUUUGGACAAAUUUAUCAACAACUAAGCACUUCCUUAAGGUGGAGCAUGGUGGGGGAGUUUUGGGACUGUUCUUCCUGAUAUCUAUCUGAGCUCCAUCCAGGAAGGCAUCUCCAGAGAGACAAAUGGGUGCUCCCCGAGAGUCAUAAAUCACACAUCACAUCUCACAGUUUGAAGGAGUUCCUCUAACACUUGCACAGUAGAAACCUAAUUUUAAUGAAUGUCAUAAACCACGGCAACCCGCAGUUGUGAAACGGAUAGUAACCGUAGGUAUAAUUAAAAGGUAGUUCUAUCAAAUUUACCUCAUAUAUAAGAUUAUGAUCAAUACAAUAUUAAUUAUAAUAAAGGUCAUAUCCAUGUUGUAAAUUCA
This is a messenger RNA of Neogale vison (American mink), 1485 nucleotides long. It is a transcript of the gene HSD11B1, whose product is annotated as hydroxysteroid 11-beta dehydrogenase 1. The record is from RefSeq and is a predicted model, not a curated record. NCBI's taxonomy places the organism in Eukaryota, Metazoa, Chordata, Mammalia, Carnivora, Mustelidae. Gene Ontology annotation, molecular function: 11-beta-hydroxysteroid dehydrogenase (NADP+) activity; steroid binding. Gene Ontology annotation, biological process: steroid catabolic process. Gene Ontology annotation, cellular component: endoplasmic reticulum membrane; intracellular membrane-bounded organelle.